GUCAUCGUCUAUGUUCUGCGGUCCAUCAUCGAGCGAAUUUGUAUUGACAAAAAUGUCCAGUCAAUUUCAACAAUAAUGCGGUCAAAAAUUGUUAUAUUCGCUUGAUUUUUCCCGUCAUUCCGAAGCGUCAUUAAGCCUUUUAUGUGUUUGCAUCACUGUUCGGGAGAAACGAAAUGGAACCGAAAAGAAAGCUUUCAACCCAGGGAGACUCUCUCUAUCAGAUCUUAGCGUUGCCCAAGACUGCCACAAGCGAAGAGAUCAAGAAGACUUACAGGAGGCUCGCUCUCAAAUAUCACCCCGACAAGAACCCCAACAAUCCGGAGGCUACGGAGAAAUUCAAAGAUGUGAAUCAUGCCCAUUCUAUACUCAGCGAUCCAACGAAGAGGAGCAUCUAUGAUAAUUACGGUUCAUUGGGAUUGUACAUAGCAGAACGGUUUGGGGAGGAGAACGUCAAUACCUACUUCGUGGUAACGUCGACAUGGUGCAAGGCGCUGUUCGUCUUCUGCGGUGUCGCCACCUGCUGUUACUGCUGCUGCUGCCUGUGCUGCUGCUGCAAUUUCUGCUGCGGAAAAUGCAGACCCCAAUCCCCGGAGGAGACCGGAGACUAUCACACCCUGAACGUGAACUUCCUUCUUUCCGCCAAGCGGGAUCAGGGACCUAGUCAACAACCGAUAAUUAGUCAACCCGGAAAAGGGGACGAUCAUUCUGACGCUGACGGAUCUCCGAGGGGGGGUUCCCCCGUGACUUCCCAGCCUUCCCCGAAGAAGGGGACCGGCAGCAUGCCGGUCUACGCCAUGCCGCCGCCCAAUUAUAACGAAAGUCAAUCGCUGAAUCAGGGUGAUGUACCGGUCUACACUCCAGAGAGUUAAAUUAUAUUUUAUCCAGGAAUGAGUUCCGCAUGUCCUCCGAACCAGCAGCAGUGGUGAGCGACGACCUAACGUCAGAAUACAUCAAGAUGAACCCUAGGCACUUUACAGCCUUCAUUCACACCACAUCAGCCUAGAUCUAUAUUCAAAUUUCAGAUUAUCGAAAAAGUAAGUUAAGUGUAAACGAUUGUUAAAAAUUUUUGAAUCAUUUGAAAAAUCAUAACCACCAAAAAAUGUCCCAUGUGUCAAUAUUCAUCAGUUCCCGAUGAGACUCCAUUUCUGAUUCGUAAUUAUCGUAGUUAUUCCCUAAAUGUUUUGUUGUAUUUUGUUCGAAUGUGCAAACUCAUUCUUGUUUCUUGCAUAUUUGAAAUUUUUUUCGAAGUAAACUUCGGAUCAUUGAGUCAAUUAGGAAGAAAGUAACGCAAGAGAGGUGCCAUUGAUUUUAACCGAAUCUAGUGACUGAUGAAAAAUGCAGCUUUUGUAAUUUUUCCUCGAAUCAAAUUUGAAAAAUUAAUCGUCAUUUGCGAGCAAAAAUUCGUAGAGCACGUUUUUAGGUCCAUACUUAUUUAUUGUAAAUUAUGCGGAAUUUUUAUUAAUGUUCCACUUGGAAAUAUUGACUCGACCACCUUUUCCAUCCACGAGAUCUUGAAAUUUCUUAAAUAUUUAAUCUUGUAUUUAUUUAUACCUUUUCCUACACAAUGGGACACUUUUAUGUAUAAUUAUCGACACUUAAGCUGUCACUUUUGGAGAGGUUACAGACAUACAGAGAGCGGUUGGUGAAUGGAUCACACGAAAUUUUUUGAAAUGCUCAUUUUUUAAAUCGCACACACACAUAAUCAAAUUUUGAUCUUCGAGGGGCUUCAUUGUGUUAUGGAUUCACAUCUGUGCCUUUAACAAAAUGAGCAUUACCUCAUUUUUCCUAACGACCUGUGUGUUGCAACUUCUUCAAUUUCUAUAAAAUUGAUAUGUAACAUUUAUUAGAUGUUGAGUCAUAUAAUUAUAUAUUAAUAAUGAAAUUAGCUUAGGUAUGAUUACUAGAGCUAUGUCUGUGUAUAUUAUGAAUAAAUAAUUAAGACAUUAA
Messenger RNA from Coccinella septempunctata (seven-spotted ladybird), 1947 nucleotides. Its product is annotated as dnaJ homolog subfamily C member 5-like. Gene Ontology annotation, cellular component: type Is terminal bouton. The record is from RefSeq and is a predicted model, not a curated record. Gene Ontology annotation, biological process: regulation of neuromuscular synaptic transmission. The transcript is spliced from 7 exons. The coding region runs from base 174 to 869 and encodes 231 amino acids. Lineage: Eukaryota; Metazoa; Arthropoda; Insecta; Coleoptera; Coccinellidae.